CGACAACAUAGAAUAGAACAGAAGGAAGAAUGUAAUCCUCGCCCCCCCUACACUCGCUCUUUUCUCCUCUAACAUGUGCUUCUCACUAUCUUGACCCACCACCUUUAGAACAGUUCGACACUUCCACGAUUAAAUCGUUCAGAUUGACAACCCUCCGUCCUCGAACGCCGCCACCGUCCUCCUGCCAUGAACGUCCAGCUCUACGUAUACGACCUGUCCAAGGGUUUGGCUCGGAUGAUUUCUGAAGGCCUCCUUGGGACCCAGAUUGAUGCUGUCUACCACACCUCCAUUGUCAUACGAGACAUUGAAUACGUUUAUGAUGGAGGAAUCAAAACAGUUUCUGCUGGCAAGACACAUCUGGAAACACCAUGGCAGAUAAUAGAACUUGGCACAACAGACCUACCAAUGGAUGUGAUAAUGGAGUACUUGGAUUCCCUGAAGGAAAUCUACACAGCCCAGGCCUACGAUCUAUGGACUCACAACUGCAAUAAUUUCUCGAACGACUUUGCUACCUUCUUACUUGGAAAAGGAAUACCUGACCAUAUCACCAACCUUCCACAGCAGGUCCUUAACUCCCCGUUCGGCAGGGUUCUGCAACCACAUGUAAAUCAAAUGGUUCAGCGCCAACAACAGAAGAAUGGCGGCUUAAUAGGGAUCGAAAACUCGGCAGAGCCUUCUAAAACAUACCACCAGCUCGCAUUGUCUGUGAGGAAAGUCAUUACCAUGGUAGAGCUCGACAAAUUGCUCAAAGAGGCCGAAAAGUCCUGCGCAGUCAUUUUCUUUACAUCGUCAACUUGCGCGCCCUGCAAAAAGCUCUACCCAGUAUACGAUGAGCUGGCCGUACAGUUAGCACACAAAGCUGUAUUGAUCCUUAUUGACGUCUCCCGUGCUUACGAUAUUGGGGCAAAAUACUCCAUCAGCGCUACACCCACUUUCAUGACGUUUCUGCACGGGGCGGAAGAGAAUAGAUGGAGUGGAGCAGACCCAAGCACGCUGAGGGGCAACAUCAACUUGCUCGUACAGAUGGCAUGGCCACCGCAUCCUCACGAAUCCCUUUCACUUCCUGCCCUUCGCAGUGCCAACACGAAACCAGUCUCAUUCAGCAAGAUCCCCCCCUUAGGCAAACUCAAAGCGAAAAUGGGAUCAGCAAGCGAAGAUGCAGCAGUCACAGCUGUUAUGCACUUUGUUUCUGCUCGCGCUGGUGAUGGCGCCGCUGAAACCACUCUUCCGGACCUCGACGCUUUUAGCAAAUUCCUCCAGAACGCUUCCUCUCGUCUUCCAGCAGAAAUCAUGUUUACGAUUGUGGACCUAUUGCGAGUGGCACUGGUCGAUCCAAGGCUCAGCGGAUACUAUGCAGAAGAAAAAGAUCACAAGACCGUUGCGCCUCUUAUAUCCUACGUCAAUUCUCUGAAAGAUUGCCCAUACACUCUUCGUCUUGUUACCCUGCAGAUGGCUUGCAACCUCUUCACGAGUCCUCUCUACCCGAUACACAUACUCAAAUGCCCGACACUAGAUGAGCCGAUUGUGCAGCUGAUUACCACCAGCUUGCUAGACGACAAGCACCACAAUGUCAGAGUAGCUGCUGCAAGUUUGGCAUUCAAUAUUGCAACGGCGAAUAGCAGAUUACGCACCGAGGAGCAUCUUGAGUCUCUGCCAGAAGGAGAGCAAGUUGAGCUUGCUGCAUCCUUAUUAGAAGCGAUAGGUGUGGAGGAAGAAUCACCAGAUGCAUUGAAAGGGUUCUUGCUUGCUUUUGGAUACCUGGUAUACUGUGCACCAAAGAACGGGGAGCUGGUAGAUCUGCUGAAGAGCAUGGAUGCUCGAGGCACAGUGCUGGCGAAGCGCAAGCUCUUCCCUGGAGAGGCACUCGUGAAGGAUAUUGGAGACCAACGCUUUUGCGCAACAAUUCAUGAUAUAGACGAAACGCUUAUUGGCAUGGCUCUGGAUCCGCGCUUAAUGCCAGGUGUGGCUGCGGAAAUGCGAUCUGUUCGAUCAUCUGCCUCGACACCUUCGUUGCGAUCAAGAGACGACAGCAUUGGACCCUUCGGCACGAUGGAUGCGCCUGGGGGAAAUGUCAGAGUGGUGGUCAGAGUCAGAGCAUUUCUUCCCAGAGAGGUUGAGCGAGGCGCGGAAUGCCUGAUCAAGAUGAACCCAAUGAACCAAGCAACAACACUCCUCGUACCAAAUGAUACAGAUCCAGCGAAUUCGCGCUCAAAGAUGCGAAAGGUAGUCGAGGAGAAGGCGUUCACAUUCGACAAUUCUUUCUGGAGUCACGACGUGGAAGACGAGCAUUAUGCACAUCAGGAGGACGUUUACAACAGCUUAGGGGAGGAGUUUCUGGAUCACAAUUUCGAAGGCUAUCAUACUUGCAUAUUUGCAUAUGGCCAGACCGGCUCUGGCAAGAGUUAUACUAUGAUGGGGACUCCUGAUCAGCCAGGCCUGAUUCCACGGACCUGCGAGGAUCUCUUCCAGCGAAUUGAAGCUGCCCACAACGAAACACCCAACAUCUCCUACAACGUACGAGUCUCCUAUUUCGAAGUCUACAAUGAGCACGUUCGCGAUCUCCUUGUCCCCGUUCACCCAAAUCAGCCUCCUUAUUACCUCAAGAUUCGAGAAUCACCAACAGAAGGACCGUAUAUCAAGGACUUGACCGAUGCUCCUGUCAAGAACAUCUCCGAGAUCAUGAGGUACAUGAAGAUGGGAGAUUCGAGCCGAACAACAGCAAGUACGAAAAUGAACGACACGAGUAGUCGAAGUCAUGCAGUCUUCACUAUUAUGUUGAAGCAGAUUCACCAUGACAUGGACACGGAUGAGACCACAGAGAGAAUGGCCCGUAUCCGGCUUGUGGAUCUGGCUGGUAGUGAGCGGGCAAAGGCAACUGAGGCUACUGGUGCCCGCCUUCGAGAGGGGAGCAAUAUCAACAAAUCACUCACAACUCUAGGCCGCGUGAUUGCCGCACUUGCCGAUCCCAAGCAGCACCGCCCCGGAAAGAGGAAUAAAGACAUCGUGCCUUAUCGAGACUCGAUUCUCACAUGGCUGCUAAAGGACUCGCUUGGAGGAAAUAGCAAGACGGCCAUGAUUGCCUGUAUCGCACCUUCUGAUUACGACGAGACGCUCUCAACACUUCGUUAUGCUGAUCAAGCAAAGAGAAUUCGCACCCGUGCUGUCGUUAACCAAGAUCAUGUGUCAGCUGCUGAGCGCGAUGCUCAAAUCGCUGCGAUGGCUGAGGAGAUUCGGGUAUUGCAGCUGAGCGUUUCUGACAACCGAAGACGCGAGAAAGAAGGCAAGGAGCAAGAAGAGAAGUUGGAGGAAUACCAGAAUAGAGUAGCUGCUAUGCAACGUAUGAUGGAGGAGCGAAGUAUGCUUGCCCUUGAUAGUCUGAAGAAUCCCAUAGAGGUUCGCUCCGCGAGGAGCAGUGUUCAAGGAGGAAUCCGGAUUGGAGGCAUGCUCGGAGCAGGAGACAGAGGUGUGGACGACAAGGAGAACGACAAUAGGACCGAACUUCCAGACGAUGAGUAUAGAGAUGAUGAUGAGGCAAUCGAUGUCUCUGUCCACGAGGAACGAGCAAACGAGGUCCAAGGUUAUAUGAAGGAGCUGCUGAAAGAUCUGGGGAUGUUCAAGAAGAAGAUUGGAGAUGAUAAGAGUCGAUUCGUCACCCCCUUGGGUGAGAGAGUCAAUAAAUGA
This is a messenger RNA of Hyaloscypha bicolor E, 3681 nucleotides long. RefSeq names its product kinesin-domain-containing protein. The coding region runs from base 187 to 3681 and encodes 1164 amino acids. The transcript has 5 exons. Gene Ontology annotation, biological process: mitotic spindle organization; microtubule-based movement. NCBI's taxonomy places the organism in Eukaryota, Fungi, Ascomycota, Leotiomycetes, Helotiales, Hyaloscyphaceae. Gene Ontology annotation, molecular function: ATP binding; microtubule motor activity; peptidase activity. The record is from RefSeq and is a predicted model, not a curated record.